AUGGCGCUUCUUCUUCUUUUCUUUCAGCUCCUUCUUGCUUUGUUGGUCUCCUCCCAGCAUAACGUGUUGAGAGAUGCCACCACUACCUGGGAUAAAGCCCCUGGUGCUUCGACUCUCCCCUCUGGAACUGCCUCUAAUUGUAACCACUGGUACACCAUCAAGAAAGGAGAUAACUGCUACACCGUGGAAACCGCCUUUAACAUCAAACACGAAGACUUCAUCCGCUGGAACGCAGCCGUCUCUGAUGAUUGUGUCACGAACUUCUGGCUUGGCUAUGCGUACUGCGUGGGUGUUGGUCCCCGUGACAAACCUGUUGAACCGACUCCUGCCCCCCCUCCUCCCACCGAUGAACCUUCUAAGGAUCCCUCUCCUCCUCCCACCGAUGCGCCUCCUGAGAAGCCCCCUCCUGAGACAACCGCUCCUCCGGGCACGAAUGUCCCUCCUGGAACCGGGACUCCUCCCCCUGACAAACCCCCAGUUACGAGUGGCCCGUCGACCAACGGAAGCUACUCCAUCAUCAAUCCCAUAACGACUUGGACGCCACCACCUCGGGCUAACACCACAACGACCGCCCCCUGGCCACCUACGAAGACGCAGCCCGGACAGCCAGCACACUGCAACAAUUGGUACGAGGUCAAUCCGGGAGAUAAUUGUGACAGAAUUUUGGUUCGUGCUGGCUCAUGGGUGAGCUUGGAGAUGCUAUUGCAGUGGAACCCCUCGCUGAAAGAUAACUGCAACAGCCCGUUUAUUGGCUGGUGGGUGUGUAUCGGGGUCGAGUCGACAGAGACAUUCACCUACAUAUACCCUACGAACAACACGGCGCCGCCUCCCACUAGUUAUACGCCGCCGUCGCGGCCACCAAUGACCAUGACUACUUUUACGCCCUCUCCAACCCAGUCUGGGCUUGCAACCGACUGCCAGGAAUUCUACCACGCUACAAAGGGAGACACAUGCUCGGAGAUCCUCGAUCUCUAUGAGGGAAUAGUCGACAACAAAAGAUUCCACGAGAUCAACCCAGCUCUUGGACCAGCGCCAGAAUGCACCGGUCUCAAACCCGACUACUAUUACUGUGUCAUGGCCUAUCCGGAUGACAAUCCCCCAAUGCCCCCGACAGUGACCACCGCGCCUAUGCCCCCGCCCUCUGACACGGCCAAAAACUGCACAACAUGGUACCAAGCCGUCGGCAUCCAGACAUGCCAAGGCAUUAUCUCCGAUUUCGGGACCUUCACCGAAGAGCAGUUCAUCGCGUGGAAUCCAUCCGUGGCAAGCCGCUGCAACAGUCUCCCGGAAGACACCUGGUACUGCGUCGCAGACGCCGACACCCCAUUAACUCGCACUGCACCCUACGACCCGGGCCCGACCGCAGGACACCACCAGCCCAACGUGACACAAAGCUGCAACAAAUGGUGGUUCGUCGGACUCAGCGAUUCAUGCAAGGGCAUUGCCCUCCGAGCCGGCAUCUCCGAGAUGGCCUUCUACGAGUGGAACCCGGAUGUCUCGUCGGAGCGGUACUGCGACAAUCUGAUCGCCGGAAGCGAAGUCUGCGUAGGCGUUUCCCCCAACGGAACCAUCCCUGUACCAUCCUCCAACGGAACCAUCCCGGUGCCUACCACACCCGGAAAGAAGCCGACCCUCACGCCGAGCAAGUCCCCCAGCUUUCGCGGGCCAACCAGCGGCUCCUUCAGUGUUCUUCCCACGACUCCGCUCCCCACGGAGCCUGACCAUAUUAUCAGCCUCCCAACGGGCUCCAUCACCGAGACAGACGCCAUGACCACCGUGUCAGAGGGAGACCCCCGCGGCACCGCCUCCGACACCGAUCCCUGGCCGCCUAGCUCGGCGCCAUCUACCACCCGCCACACCCGCCCUGCGCCUAUUCCUACCGGAAAGCGCUGUGUCCCUAAGCACGGCAAGGAGGUAACGGCUAGCGAGGACGCGACUGACUAUGGCAAGUCGCCUGUUGGUAGGGAGACGGCUUCGGCUGAUGAUUGUGUUGAGACUGCUGAGGCUACUGAAAGUGCUACUUUGAUGGAUUGA
Molecule: messenger RNA, 2034 nt
Organism: Aspergillus candidus
Lineage: Eukaryota; Fungi; Ascomycota; Eurotiomycetes; Eurotiales; Aspergillaceae
Exons: 4
Coding region: 1-2034 (677 amino acids)
Source: RefSeq, a predicted model, not a curated record